Messenger RNA from Penaeus monodon (black tiger shrimp), 2442 nucleotides. Its product is annotated as zinc finger protein 184-like. The transcript is spliced from 2 exons. The coding region runs from base 405 to 1433 and encodes 342 amino acids. Gene Ontology annotation, biological process: regulation of transcription by RNA polymerase II. NCBI's taxonomy places the organism in Eukaryota, Metazoa, Arthropoda, Malacostraca, Decapoda, Penaeidae. The record is from RefSeq and is a predicted model, not a curated record. Gene Ontology annotation, molecular function: DNA-binding transcription factor activity, RNA polymerase II-specific; RNA polymerase II transcription regulatory region sequence-specific DNA binding. Gene Ontology annotation, cellular component: nucleus.
UGUUUGUUUACCUCUGUCGUCUACAUGUUUCUAAAUUUGUAAAUCUGUUUAUUGAUAUAUUCAGAAUUGGAGCAGCUUGAUUGGAUAGAAAUUUGUACAUCUUACAAUGUUCAUGGUUCAUGCCUAUCUGUGGUAAGAUGGUAGCUGUUAUAUUUUCAAAGUAUGACUUUUUUUUUACAAAGAUUAGUGCAUCCUUGGUACACCAUUUAGAAAAUAAUGAUACAAAAUAAUUAUGGAAAUGAUAAUUUUUUAUUAAGAAUUAGUUCACAUUACUAUUUACAUUUUUGUGUGAUUCCUCAAAUAAUUAACCAACAGAGUAAGAAGAUGAGUUGUUGAUUGUAGUCCAAGAAUACAUUUUUUUCCUUGCAGUUAUCAAUAUUGAGUGAAAGACUGUAGCUCCAAACAUGGACAGUUUGCCUUUAGAUACAAAAGUGCAUGAGGAUACAGUUGAAUUUGUUUCUGUUGAAGAAAAAAAUAUUAAAGGUAUUAGUAAAGGAAAUGAUCAAGAAGUGAAAGAAGUUAUUGAUCAUGUGUAUAAAGAAGAAAUCACUUUUGUAAAGACUGAAGAUGACAUAAAUGCAAAUGAAUACUCAAUAUGCAAAGAAACAGAAAUUGUUCAUAUGGAAACCAUUAAAAGUGACUCAAAUAUCUUAAUGAGUGACUAUGAAGAUCCGUUAAAAGUGCCAGAGUUGGGAAAUUGUAAAGAAACCUUCUCAUCAGAUAAUCUGGUUACACACAAGGAAACUGAGGAGGAUGGGUUACCCCAAGUUGAUAGGAAAGGAAAACGUUUUAUGUGUGUGUUAUGUUGCAAAAAGUACACUUACAGGUAUGAAUUACUGAAACAUGCAAGAGUUCAUACGAAGGAGAGGCCUUAUAGCUGUGAUAUAUGUAGUAAUGCAUUUGCAGAGAAAAGAACUCUGAUGCGUCACAUGUUGGUACACACAAAGGAAAAGCCCUUUAAAUGUGAGAUCUGUGACAAACCAUUCUCUCGUAAAAGCGAAAUAAAAUUACAUAUGAGAGUCCAUACAAAGGAGAAGCCCUAUACCUGUGAAAUAUGUGGCAAGAUGUUCACCAUGAAAGGAAACCUUGGAAUACAUAUGAGAAUACAUACAGGGGAGAAGCCCUUUAGCUGUGAGAGAUGUAGCAGGGCAUUUUGUCGCAAAAGCGAUCUAAUUGUACACAUAAGAACACACACAAAAGAGAAGCCUUAUGCUUGUGAAGUUUGUAGUAAGACUUUCUCAGAGAAAGGUCAUCUAAAGAGUCACAUGAGGGUUCAUACAAAGGAGAGACCCUAUAAAUGUGAGGUUUGCUAUAAAGCAUUUUCUCAAAAACACCAUGUAGAAAAACACAUGGGAGUGCAUACUAAAUUGAAGUCAAGUAUCAGCAAGUCUCAGCCAUCUGAAAGAGGAACUAUCAGAGAAGAAACGCCAUAAUUAUUUUAAACAAAAGUUUAUCAUUUUAUUUUCACAUUAACACAGAAUUUUGCUGGCCCUAUUGUAAAUGCCUUUUCCAUUAGAAAUGCAACUUUCUCAUUUAUUAUUUAAAGUAUGUAUCCUCCCAAGACUUUUUAUAUUAUAUUGUAGUGUCUUGCAUCAAAAUUUUACUGUAGCGUCCCAAGAGGACCAGCUUUCUGAUUCCUCUCCACCUUUCUUCAUAUCUGUUUUCAUUUUUAUUCAUUGUUUUAGUUUAUUUCAUUUUCUGUGUUAAUUAAAUUGCUAGUAAUUUAGCCCUUCCGUAUAGGUAUUGAGUUUUUGCCUUUACUUGUUUUAUUAUUUAUGAUGUAAUCACCUAUUUAUAUAUUAUUAAGGAUUCAACCAAUCAGCUUUUACUUCUAAUGUUGAGUUGCUAAAGACAAAAGUAGAUGUGGUUUUAUCCUCCAAAAAAGGAACUUCAGUGCAAGAAACCUAAGUGAAGUAUCUGGGGCCUUCCUAUAGAGUUUCUAAAAAAAUAACUAUCUGCAUGGCUGCUUAGGUGUUGCUCAAUUUCAAACAGAACCAAGGGUGUAAUAAUACUGCAGGGAUAGUAUUCCAGGUAGGGAAUUGCGCCUUAUUCUUUUACUGCUGUGAAAUUCAUGAUCCCAGAUACAACAGUUUUAAUUUGUGCAAUAGUGGAAGUAGGAUGUGUGAACAUAUAUGCACAGGUAUUUGCUGUCCAAUUCAGGCAUUUAUGCAAAUUUGAAAAUCUGAAAACUCUACACUUUGAAUGGGAUGGGUUACCAAAAUAUAUAUGUAUAUAUGUGAAGGGGCUCUAAAUGACAACAUAAUUUCACAAUGUCAUAAAAAAUGCUUCCAUUUUCAUACUCCACAAGAAUCUCUGAACAUGUUCUUUUUUUUUCUUUUUUUUGUUCAUGAUAAUUUUUCAUUUUACAAAAGUUUUGUUAUACCUUGAUCUUAACUUUUUUUUUUAUCUGAGACUAAUAUAAAUACUAUUAUAUGGCAUACU